AUGGAGUUCACAUUUUAUGAGAGGUUGGCUAUUGAACUGGAAGAACAAGGCCUCAGUGUAGCAUCCCUGAUAGCGGCAAAAGCUAGGUUACGCUACCAUCGCAUAAGGACAAAACGCCGAAUGCGGAAGAUUGUGGAAUAUACACAAUGCACCACAUGGAGGUAUGAUGGUGGUGAGUACGAGGAUGGUACUACUUUGGAUUUCAACACAGGAAACAUCAAAGAGUACCGGUGGAAAUACAUGAUAAAAAUCCUUAUGCACCCAGCCAACAAAAAUAAGGACAAAAUCCUUGAAGCAAUGCACCAGUUCUAUACAAAUACUGCUGAAGAAGAACAAAAAAAAAUUCCAGAUCAUGUUGAUUUGAGCAGCAAAUCUUACUACAAUGACAGAAAAAUUCAAGGAUGGGUUAAAUGA
Molecule: messenger RNA, 414 nt
Organism: Oldenlandia corymbosa var. corymbosa
Lineage: Eukaryota; Viridiplantae; Streptophyta; Magnoliopsida; Gentianales; Rubiaceae
Source: the annotation of a GenBank genome assembly